Neoarius graeffei (lesser salmon catfish) is the source of this 918-nucleotide messenger RNA. It is a transcript of the gene aurkaip1, whose product is annotated as aurora kinase A interacting protein 1. The coding region runs from base 136 to 756 and encodes 206 amino acids. The record is from RefSeq and is a predicted model, not a curated record. Gene Ontology annotation, cellular component: mitochondrion. Gene Ontology annotation, biological process: mRNA processing. NCBI's taxonomy places the organism in Eukaryota, Metazoa, Chordata, Actinopteri, Siluriformes, Ariidae. The transcript is spliced from 4 exons.
UUUAGAUGGUGAACCGGAAGUGUACGGAGUCACAUUGAAGCGGUUCUCUGAAAUCAGAAGCCCUUCAUUGCAUGUUCAUGUUUAGGGGGAAUUCACAUGAUCCACAUGAGAGUGCACAAGGAAUAAGACCUGGUCAUGAUUGUCUCAAGGCUAAUCCCACGGCUGAAUGUGUUCUUCAGAUUUGCUGGUUCACAUCAGUACCAUUGCAAGUCUGUACACAAUGCAAUGCCACACUGCCGUUCUGCUACAAAUCCGACACAAAGGUACUUCACAACAGACACUGACAACAAGCAGCCAACGAAACUACGGACAGUGCUCGAGUCGGAGUUAGAGGAGUUCCUCGUUCCCCGAAAACUCUCCGUUACUCCUGUAGAAAGCUGGCUUUCUCUGUGGUAUUCACUACCUCCGCUUCACGUGACUCCUGUCCCUUUAGAAGAAGGCAAGAAGAUGGAGGAGGCUGUGGGGUUGCCUCCCUCGGCUGUGCCUGUUGUGGAAGAUGGUGAGAGCUCCACACCGCUGAACUGUAAGAAUGUGCUGGAGAUCCGGCGAAGGAAGAUGAACAGACACAAAUACAAGAAGCUGCUGAAACGAACCAAGUUCCUGAGGAGGCGGAUCAAGGAGCGCAGACAGAAAAAAAAGCAGAUAAGAUUCGAGAAGGACCUUGAGAGAAUCUGGAGGCGAGCGGGACUGAAAAAAGCCCCUGAAGGAUGGACCACACCGAAAAUCUACGUCCGACAUCAAGUAAAGCGUCGCUGAUUGAUUUGCUCAAUGAAACUGUGUAAAAAUAAUAUCUAUUGAGGACUGGUCUUGCUUUUUAGAUCAUCAGCUUGGCUUUGCUAGAUUUUAGUGGAAACCUGUGACUUGCCUUCUCGUAUAUAAUAUUGUAACAGAAAUAAACAACUUUCACCACCCCAAGAA